Orbicella faveolata is the source of this 3324-nucleotide messenger RNA. RefSeq names its product serine/threonine-protein kinase Sgk1-like. The record is from RefSeq and is a predicted model, not a curated record. Gene Ontology annotation, molecular function: phosphatidylinositol binding; protein serine/threonine kinase activity; ATP binding. Lineage: Eukaryota; Metazoa; Cnidaria; Anthozoa; Scleractinia; Merulinidae. Gene Ontology annotation, biological process: protein phosphorylation.
UGAGUUGUCCUAUUGGGAUUUUGCAUUCAUAGCUAUUUCCCAGGGCAGUAGUGUUUUUAUUCCAUCUAUUGUUUCUUGGACGCUCAUUAGUAAUCUUAGAGAAAAUUAGCUGUGGGUUUUAGGUUUUGAUAAAACGACGUAGCAUCCCACGCUUUUCUUUCACAGGGAAAGCAUUACAAGUUCCGACGAGCGCGACCUUCCCCUAAGAGCAAAACCACAGCGCCGUAGCUAUCGAUCUGUCACGAAGUCCAGUGAUAAUUUUCAACCGCAGGAGCAUUUUCCAGCAAAUGCGAUGUCCAAGCAGAUAGAUGUAACGGUACCUGACUCAGAAACAUUGAGCUCAGAGAAAUCAAAGCGUUUUACGGUAUACAAAGUACUAAUAAAACAACCAGAUGGAAGGAGUUAUUUCAUAUUUAGAAGAUACAAUGAAUUUCAUCAAAUGUGUGAUAAGCUCAAAAAGCUAUAUCCAGACUUGCACAUCAAGCUGCCUGGUAAAAGAUUGCUUGGAAAUAACUUUGAUCCUGAGUUUAUCAAGAUACGACGGGAAGGUCUAAAUGAUGUUACGCAAAAGAUUAUGAGUCAUCCAAAAGCUAUUGACCACCCAGAUGUGAGGGAGUUCUUUUCACUGGACAAUCCAAAAAAUGCUGAAACUAAUGAUGAUGAUGAUCAGCCUGGAGCUGACGAGUCUGACAGUCAGGGUAGAGAUAUGGAUGGCAUUGACUUAGGAGGUACAAACAAUCCCAAGGCAAAACCCAGUGAUUUCCUCUUCUUAAAAGUCAUUGGAAAAGGAAGUUUUGGCAAGGUCUUUCUUUCCAAGAACAAAGCCGAGGAUAAAUUUUAUGCUAUUAAGGUUCUGAACAAGGCAGCUAUAAGGAAAAGGAAUGAGGCAAAGCAUAUCAUGGCAGAACGGAAUGUCUUGUUGCAGAAUAUUAAGCAUCCAUUUUUAGUGGGCCUUCACUAUUCAUUCCAAACUAGGGAUAAGCUCUACUUUGUUCUGGAUUAUGUGAAUGGAGGCGAGCUUUUCUUCCAUUUGCAAAGAGAGAGAUAUUUUCCCGAAUCAAGGGCCAGAUUCUAUGCUGCAGAAAUUGCUUCUGCAAUUGGUUAUCUCCAUGCACUUUCAAUCAUUUAUAGGGAUUUGAAGCCAGAGAAUAUCCUUUUAGAUUUUAGGGGCCAUAUAGUUUUAACAGACUUCGGACUUUGCAAGGAAGGAAUAGAACCUGAUGGAACAACAUCAACAUUCUGUGGAACUCCUGAGUACUUAGCACCAGAGGUCCUUAGAAAACAAGAAUACGACAAAACUGUAGACUGGUGGUGUCUUGGUGCAGUCUUAUAUGAAAUGAUGUAUGGUCUGCCCCCUUUUUACAGUCGCAACACAGCUGAAAUGUAUGACAACAUUUUGAAUAAACCUCUACGUCUGAGAACGAAUAUUUCCCACAGUGCAAGGCAUAUCUUGGAAGGGCUUCUUCAGAAGGACCGCACCAAGAGAUUUGGACAGGGGGAAAAUGAUUUUGAGGAAAUCAAGGGUCAUCCAUUCUUCUCGACAAUUGACUGGCAGCUUUUGUAUGACAAGAAGAUUGACCCACCAUACAACCCUAAUGUGAGUGGCCAGUUGGAUCUAAAACAUUUUGAUCCCGAGUUUGUCCGUGAACCUGUUCCAGGAUCUGUUGGUAAAUCUGCUGACUCAGCUUUCUUGAGUGCCAGUGUCGAUGAUCCAGAUGAUGCAUUUGUAGGCUUCACAUAUGUUCCUCCAACAGAUCUUACUGAGUGAUAGCAACUAACCGCAGUACCAGUACAGAGACAGUGAGAAGAAACAGAAUUGUGAAUCCAUUCUAAAUCUAUCUUAAUGUCAAAUCACUUGUAACAAAUUGUAAUUAAUCACAUAUUUUCUGUUUGUCAAGAUUUCAUAACAGAAGGGGGUUUUGGAGUUAAAAGAAAUCAAUACAGCCCACUUUGGCUUCACUGACUGUGGUUAAUGGGUAUGAUAGACGCAGAGGAGACCGGGAAAACAGGGAGACUGAGAACGAACAACACAGUCCCCUUGCCUAGUCCCCUGACUCCCUGCUCCCAAGUCCCCUCUCCCUAGUCCUUAUUCAUUUUGUUGUUUCCUUGUUGUCCUUGGUUGUCUUGUUUUAUCCAUUUUCCGCAAUCUGUGAACUUGGUGAAACAAUCUACACACAUCCAUUACAAGCAUUUACCAUUCUCUGAGAAAAAAAGGGAAAUUUUCUGUACUUAAUUAAUUCGUAAAAGAUUUUGUUCCGCUGUAAGCUGUAAUUUACCCUGGCUCGAAUGAUAAUGAGACAAUGUUGCCUUCCUUCCUCCAGUCAUUGGAAACAAAUUAAAAAUAAUGUCCACUUUGAAAAUAAAUAUUGUGCAUAAAUUAUAUGUUUGGUUAAUUUAUGGGGAUUAAUUAAUUCUUGAACAUUUGAACCCUGAAUAUGUAAUGAGGUACAAAAUUAUCAAUGGGUAAUUUAAUAUUGUUGUUUAUGUUUGUGAUCUAAAGUUUUACGUUUAUCUCAAUAUUCUGUUAAAGCUAAUGUCUUAAAUGGUGUAAUUUCUCAUUAUGUUGUAGUCUUGGUUGUCCUGUCGAAGAAACUUCCAAACAUAUCUUGUCACAGGAAUUAAAAGCGAUUUAUCAAAAUUCUCGCUAAUAUCAUUUGUUUCAAUCUAUCAUUCUUACUAAAAAUUCUGAAACCUGUCAUCCUUAACCAGUUUUCAGUUUCCUCGUCGUUAGAGGUAAGCCUCAUAUCUGUUCUAUUUUUAUCCUGUUUGCUCGAAUAUAUUUUUUGACCUCAAACUUGUUUUAUUCAUGUACCAGAUGUGUCUCAAGUGCGCCACAAGCCAUAAUGUCAGCAUGCAAAUUCUCAUUUCUAGUAUCCAUACAGUUUGAGUGAUAUUAGUGAGGAGAAUUUAUUAACAGGUGCCAGAAUAUUUUUGUGUGAUCGUUUUGAUCAUUCUUGUUAGCUGUACAGUUUUUUUGGUGAUAUUGUGGAGAGCUUAGCUAGACUGUGUAAUCGUUUGUCUCAUGCUGCAGUGACUUGGUAUGUUAAGCACAACCCGAUUUUCAUCUUAAGUGCGAUUCGUAUUCCAAGUGACGACAUCGUGAGACAAAAGAUACUUGGUUAUCACUGUACCUUAAGCGCAAUCAACAACAAAAAUCUUUUUCACGAGAACUUAGUUGAUCAUUGCUGGGGGUGAAAGUGUGAAAGUGUUACUGUAGUGAAAACAAUGUCCAUUACUCUGUAUACCAUAAUAUGUGAUACAAAAAUUGUGAAAUAUGAAAUACUUCAAUACUGACAAAGAAUAAAAUAAACCUGGAAUGGUUAA